Gigantopelta aegis is the source of this 498-nucleotide messenger RNA. RefSeq lists its product as uncharacterized. The record is from RefSeq and is a predicted model, not a curated record. Bases 15 to 323 code for a protein of 102 amino acids. The transcript is spliced from 7 exons. Lineage: Eukaryota; Metazoa; Mollusca; Gastropoda; Neomphalida; Peltospiridae.
UUAUUUCUUAUACGAUGAAUGCAAUGCUAGCGUUGGUCAUCUUAGUAGGUUUGGUUUCUUCAGUCAACUGUGCAUGUGACAUCGCGGCAUCAAAGAAGUGUGUUGUAGCGAAUGUCGAUAUGAGUCAAUCCAAAGAUGCUUUUGCAGAUAAAUUCUGUCAGAAAUCGAAGACGUUUUUAAAGUGCAUGGAAGCCGCAGGAUGCGACAACACUGAAGUCAAUACAGCCAAAGAACUAAGGAAACUAUAUGCCUGUGGCGGAUCCAUGGUAACCGCUUCAGUUUUGACCAUCUUUCUCACUCUGUUCACCAUGCUCUUCAAGUGAACAAGUUUCUGUGUUUGGCAGCAUGAAUCACACGAUGAAGAACACGGUGAUCACACAGGAAAAGAAAGAAAUGCUACUAGAAACAUUUUACAAAUAUUCAUGAAUAUUUUCCGUUACUAAUCUUUGUCUUGAUAUUAAUGUCAUUGUUUUACGUGUUUUAAAAAUUAAAACAAAA